This is a messenger RNA of Tetranychus urticae (two-spotted spider mite), 1728 nucleotides long. The record is from RefSeq and is a predicted model, not a curated record. NCBI's taxonomy places the organism in Eukaryota, Metazoa, Arthropoda, Arachnida, Trombidiformes, Tetranychidae.
UUUAAUAAUGAUUAUAGUUUUAUUAACUAAAAAUUGAUUAAAGUUGACAUUUCAAAGCUGCUUUAAAAAUGUUGAUAAAUGAACUUCCAGAUGAUUGCUUGUUGGCUAUUUUUGAUGCCAUACAAGAUUUAACGGAUUUAAUAAACUGCUACAAAGUUUGCGAAAAAUGGUGUAAUGUAAUUGUUGGUCGGACAAGAAGAGUCAAAUAUUUGACUGAUCAACCGCUUGAUUAUUUUUGGAAUUUCGUGCAGGAACCCGUUGAUGGGUUUGGGCCCAAAACAGCCAAAGUCAAAACAGCCAAGUCCAUAACAGCCAAGUCCAAAACGGCCAAAGUCAAAACAGCCAAAUACAAAGCUGCUUAAAUCAAAUAAAACUACUUAAAUGAUCAGAUCUAUUAGGGGUAUCAAAAAGUACUUUUGUUUUUUUACCACUGACUUUUGCUUCAAUUUUGAAUAAGUUUGACUUAAUCAAUAGACUCAAUAAUUUUGCGGACACAAGAGCAUCGAUAUAGGUGUAUGUAGACCAUUUUUUGGCUCAAUCCGAGUUAAUUAAGUUUAAUUAAUUAGCUUAUCAAUAUCCAUAGGCAGGUUUUUUUGGACUUUUUUGCAAUUUGAAUUGAUAUGAUUUAAGCAGCUUUGUAUUUGGCUGUUUUGACUUUGGCCAUUUUGGACUUUGCUGGUUUGGACUUGGCUGUUUUGACUUUGGCUGUUUUGGGCCUUUACCCGUUGAUGUAACCUCUUUCAGUGAAUUGUUUCCAAAUUUAAGGAUUGCUGAAUUUUCAUAUCUACACGAUGCAAGAGCAUCAAUCGAAGGCACUGCCAAGCUAAUCAGACGCUUAGAAUCUUUGAAAGGAAUAAUUUAUGAUGGUCGUUUGAAUUUCGAAUUGAAACCGGAACACGCUAACCUCGAAAUGUUAUCUGCCAGUUAUACUCCUUUAUACAUAAACGGACUCUAUGAAAAUGUGAAACAAUUGCACCUUUUUCGCUCUAAUCAAACUCAACUCGAAUGCUUGGUACAUUUUCCAAAUCUUGAAAGAUUACAUCUUUCUAUUAUUAAUAGUUCAGAAGACACACCAAAGUACCCAGUAUUGGCAAAUCUUAAAAUAGUUGAAAUAAAUUUGUAUCCGGAUAGUUGGUUCAACCCUUGGUGUUCAUUUAGAUUCAUGGAUUCGUGCCCAGCAUUACAGAGUGCUCAUAUCAGAAUUGAAUAUUGUCAAAUACACUUCAAUGAUUCAAUAAAACAUGCAAACAUACAAGAUUUGGUUAUACAAUUUUUAGAACCAAUCGAAUGGAACUCACUACGGGGAUUAAUAUCAAAAUGUCCAAAUCUAAGGCAUUUGGCUUUACGAAAUAUCUUUUUCAAAGAUGAACACAUCAAACAAUUAAUAGUAAUUUUGCCCGAACUGACUCUACUUGAUAUUCGUGAAUCUUUUGGAGUCACUCAAGAAGCUGCUAAUCAUGUUCGGAACUAUUGUAAGCGUUAUGGCCGAUCAAUCAAGUUUUAUUUCAAAGCCGACGACAGACAAAUUGAAUCUGAUUGGCCACAGCUAUUGUAUCGACCAGAUAAAAUUUGUCGUGGAUUUGAUUUCAUGGAAAAUUGUUUUUUCAAAAGUUUCGAUGAUUUGCCUAAUCUUUUGGAUCCAAUAGAUGAUCAAUAAAAUGAAAAAAACUGCCAAUCCUUUGCAAUUUUUCUGCUUUUCAACUAUGAGGUCUAGGAUAUUUAAAGAAA